Messenger RNA from Emiliania huxleyi CCMP1516, 450 nucleotides. RefSeq lists its product as hypothetical. The record is from RefSeq and is a predicted model, not a curated record. The coding region runs from base 1 to 450 and encodes 149 amino acids. Lineage: Eukaryota; Haptophyta; Isochrysidales; Noelaerhabdaceae. The transcript has 2 exons.
AUGCCUCCAUGCCGCCGUCAAGUCGAAAUCGACAUACAGCUCGAUGGUUUGCCCGAAAAGGUACAUAGCGGCGUUUUGGGCGACAACAGCGCUGCGACCGCGAAGUGGCGGUGGACAUGCUCCCAUGUUGCCGACGCGGCGCCGGAGUGGCCGGCGCUGCUCGCCGCGACCACGACGGCUACUCCGCUGCUCCGGGCCGACCCGUCCUACCCGACGGUGGCACUCUUCCACGACGCUGUGGGCCCUCUACUAGAGCCGUAUACCCUCUACCCAAAGAAGGGCGAGGAGGACGAGCGGCCCGCACAGGCCGCGAGCAGACAGCGCCUGCUGACCAUCUCGAGACAUUCGCAAAGAACGCUAGCUACAUGGGAGGGCUUCGUGGAGGAUGGAUUGAAAAACAUUCGAACAAAGAAGAGGCGACGGGAGGAACCGGCAGAGAGGAUGCAGUGA